ACGACCAGACUACAGCCAUGAUGGAUGAUGAGCCAUGUGCCCAUGUGUGAUGUACUUGGUGAUAAUGAGGAGAUGUGACGCUGUGCUUGACGAUUAGGUCCUAACUUACUUGAAUUAAUCAAUUUCAAUUUUCUUUUCAGACACGACUUUUCCGUGUAACUUAGAAUUGCAAAACUCAAACACAAUAGUUAAAUUAAGUUGAACUCCCUUCAGACUUAAACAUUAUUUAACUAAAAUAACUUUGGUUGAACUUUUGUAGCCUAACAACGAAAAUGGAAACAGAUAAUCUUGCUCCCAAAUUUAUUCGCUUUUUGUUUUCAUCCAAACCUAAAUUCGACUGUUAUUUUAAAGUCGGGAAAGAAGGCCAGGAAAACCAGGAAAGGAUUGGAGCUGUCAAGUUGAUGUUGAUGGCUCACAGUGAAGUUUUCAGACUGGAGUUAGAAGACAGUGGGUUGGUAGAGAAGAAAGAUGUUCCUGUCAUAGACAUCCAUCCUGACACCUUCAAAGGAAUGUUGAAAUAUGUUUAUGGCUAUGACACUACUGCUACAAUGGCUUUUGAUGAGGCAGACGAUUUACUGUAUGUUGCGGAGAAGUAUUUAAUGAAACCUUUGAAAGACAGCCUCGCUGCCAGACUGAUGACACUUUUGAACAAAGACAACAUUUGUUCCUUGAUGAACAACCCUGCCUGUUACACUCAUCUGGAGUUGGACUCUGCCAUUACCAAGAUUUUGAGAUUCGAGACGGAUCAAGUGUUAGCAAGCCCAGAGUUUUUGUCAAUGAAUUCCGACAGUUUCCUCAAGAUUUUGGAACAGGACGAACUUGCAGUUCCUGAAAUAGAAUUGUGGAGAGCAGCGAUUAAAUGGGGACAACACAGAGCUGAGUCGGAAGAUGGACAGCUGGUCCGCCAACAACUCUCAGGGUUGACUCAACAGUUGAGACCUUACUCACUGACUCCGGAAGACAAAAUUGAAGUGAUUGGUUCUAAGAUUUUAGACAUAGAAGAAGUCUACAAUUUGUGUCAAAGUCAUUCUAAAAAGGAAACCCUUCUAACUCUUGGUCAGUUUUCAAAUGAGACUAAACCAAGGACAAUAGCAAAAACAGAGACAAAGACUGUCCCUGGUCGACUAGCAAUUAUUAUGCCAGAAAUGGGAUGGGACUACGGUUCAACUUACAAAUUUACCCUAAUUACCAAAAGCCAUGCAAUUGAGCUGUUACCACUAGAGUGUGAAUCACGUGAUCUUACACCAGGAGUCCCUGUAGAUAAUACAUAUGAAGUGAGCUGUUCAGCAACAAUAACAACUGAGUGGACCAACUUUGAUGUGUAUGAACCUGCGAUAAACUUGUAUUUCAGUAAGCAUGUCAAGUUUGAAGAGAAGUUUGAGAUUCCUCUGGCUGUUGAUGGGAGAAACAUAACCUUGAAGCCAAACACCAAGUACUCUGUCAAGAUGAAGGUGGAAGGAGCUCACAAUGUGAGUCACAGUAACACAGAGCCCAAAAUCGAAGAUGAUCACUUGAUUCUAAGAAUAUCUAAAGAUAACCGUCGGUACUACUUUCCCUCAGACAAGUUGAUGUACAGAGCAACAGCAGUGGAAUAAUGUCAUUCUAGAAAACAAUAGUUAAGGAGCUGUUGGGACUUAAAUACCAUUUGGGUGUGUGUGUGUGCAGAAAAUGCAUAUCUUUUUAGUUUACUAGGAUUUUCAUUUAACUCUGAUCGUUAAGGAAUUAUGUGCAUUUUGUAAAAUUCUUCUAAUCAAAAUUUAAAUAUUUGCAAAUUCGGUUAAAAGUAUAUUUGGUUAUGAGCAUAUAGUCUGUGUAAUAAAGGGCAAAAAUGUAAUUUUCAACAGAUUUUUUUAGUUUUAUCCAUGCUGCUGUAGAAGUGGAUGCAAAGAAUCUUGUCAUUAAGUGGAUUAAAAUAUAUUAUU
Molecule: messenger RNA, 1922 nt
Organism: Macrosteles quadrilineatus (aster leafhopper)
Lineage: Eukaryota; Metazoa; Arthropoda; Insecta; Hemiptera; Cicadellidae
Exons: 5
Coding region: 273-1595 (440 amino acids)
Biological process (GO): neurogenesis
Cellular component (GO): P-body; cytosol
Molecular function (GO): protein binding
Source: RefSeq, a predicted model, not a curated record